ACCUCAACCACGCCGAUAUAUCCUCGAUACCCCGAACCUCGCGCUGCCCACGACGCAGCUACCUGUCGCCGACUGCGCUGACUUUCACUGCGAGCCACGCUGACCCAUGAUACCCUAUAGCGCAUCCCUCAGCAUCCCCAUCGGCACACAACCCGCCUCCCUCCCGCCGCCAUUGUCGCCUGUCUCGACCUAAACGCACCGCAUCGAGCCUCCCCCAUCGUUUCUGACCUAGAGCACGACUGAGAUAUGGGCAAAGAUAGUGACGUACCGCAGCCAGGGCCUGCGCGCCUCGCAAAGGGCGCAGGGCCGGAUGAAUGGCUGGAGCAGGCGAAGCAAUGCAAGUACCUGCCCGAGGCCGACAUGAAGCGACUAUGUGAGAUUGUCAAGGAAUGUCUGAUGGAGGAAUCCAACAUUCAACCCGUACGAACACCCGUCACAGUAUGCGGAGAUAUCCACGGCCAGUUCUACGAUCUCCUCGAGCUCUUCCGUGUCGCUGGCGGCAUGCCCAACGACUCCCCUGCCGCACCCCUCGCGCCACCAGUCACAUUACCAAGCACAAUCAACCCCGCCGAUCUCGAGCCUCCUACCAGCAUAACAGACCCCAAGGUCAAGCGCAAGAUGAAGAGAAGAUUCCAGCGCGACCCCAACUACACUGGGCCAACAAGCCCUCCUGGAGGUGAUGGCGAUGAGGAAGGCGACGACGAAGAGGAGGAGGAGCGCGGCCGCAGCAGGAGCGUUCACGACAGGCGGAGUCUUGGCUCGGCAUCCGACGCAGACUCGACUAAGAACACAGUGGGUGGGAAUGGCCAGCAGAACUUCAUCUUCUUGGGUGACUUUGUCGAUCGAGGAUAUUUCAGUCUCGAGACCUUUACCCUUCUCAUGUGCUUAAAGGCGAAAUUCCCUGAUCGCGUAACUCUCGUGCGCGGAAACCACGAGUCGCGACAGAUUACCCAGGUUUAUGGAUUCUAUGAAGAAUGCCAAACCAAAUAUGGCAAUGCCUCGGUAUGGAAGGCCUGCUGUCAAGUCUUCGAUUUCCUUGCCCUAGCCGCUAUCGUCGACGGAAAAGUACUCUGCGUACACGGUGGUCUGAGUCCAGAGAUCAGAACGCUAGACCAGAUCCGCGUUGUUGCGCGAGCCCAAGAAAUCCCACACGAAGGAGCCUUCUGCGAUCUCGUAUGGAGUGAUCCCGAAGAUGUCGACACAUGGGCUGUCUCACCCCGAGGAGCCGGCUGGCUUUUUGGAGAUAAGGUGUCUUCCGAGUUCAACCACGUAAACGGUCUCCAACUCAUCGCACGCGCCCAUCAAUUAGUCAACGAAGGCUAUAAAUACCACUUCAAAGACAAAGACGUCGUCACCGUUUGGUCGGCACCCAACUACUGCUACCGCUGCGGAAACGUCGCCUCCAUCAUGAACCUAGGCGAAGACCUCAAGCCAGAAUUCCAAAUCUUCUCCGCCGUCCCGGAUCACAAGCGUGCCGUCCCCGCGGGUCGUGGAGGUCGCGGAGAAUACUUCUUGUAGGAGAUGCGCAUACUGGUGUUAUGUGUAUGGAUCGGAGGAGAUCCAUGAUAUGGGCUGCUGUGUAUGUGCAUUCUAACGAUACGAUGAGAAGCGGAGAAUUGAAUACCCCCGGGAGAUGAACGAACGAAUGGCAUGCAUACAAUCUUCGCCUUGACAUGGCUUGUACGAUAUCGCGUUGAUGAGAUUUUCUGCUAGUACAAUGGUACAAAUACGUUCCCCGUGCCUAUUUCCCCUCACGAAAGAACAUA
Molecule: messenger RNA, 1766 nt
Organism: Alternaria rosae
Lineage: Eukaryota; Fungi; Ascomycota; Dothideomycetes; Pleosporales; Pleosporaceae
Product: Metallo-dependent phosphatase-like protein
Exons: 4
Coding region: 247-1518 (423 amino acids)
Biological process (GO): peptidyl-serine dephosphorylation; G1/S transition of mitotic cell cycle
Cellular component (GO): cytoplasm
Molecular function (GO): protein serine/threonine phosphatase activity
Source: RefSeq, a predicted model, not a curated record